Bursaphelenchus okinawaensis is the source of this 460-nucleotide messenger RNA. NCBI's taxonomy places the organism in Eukaryota, Metazoa, Nematoda, Chromadorea, Rhabditida, Aphelenchoididae. The record is from the annotation of a GenBank genome assembly.
AUGCGGAUCGUGAACAACUUGCUAAACGACCAGGUAGGUUUGUGAUUUGUAAACUCACUACCACUUAUCUGAGAUGAUUUUAGACUAACAAUAGUAAAUCUUACGAUAAAGUAGAACAUUAACUUUGAUGUUUUUAGAAAUAACGCCUCUAAAGACCAAGUUUAUCCCAAAAAGAGAAACUGAACAAGGCAAAGUCUUUGGCAUGGGGUACCCAUCUCUACCUUCUCAAACGGUCAACGAAUGGUAUGAACAACAAGUCAGUUCUGGCCGAUUUAAAACCCAAAAAUCAGUAACAAUAACUGGAAACGAAGAUGAGAAACACGAAUCUGAAGACGAAGAUGCAGGCCCAGAAGCCCUAAGGGAUCAGCGUGAUGAAGAGAAGAGACAAAAAGACAUGAGGAUGGACGAGUACAAGGAUACCCACCCACGAGGCUGGGGGAACAUGUACGGAAAAGGGUAA